CUUGUAUUAACAACACGAAACGUGGAGGAUAAUUGAAUCCAGGAGCAGCUGUCAAGGUGCAAAAGAUUCGUGAUUUGUUUCAUAGGUUUAUGUUUGAAAUUUUUUGGUUUCAUUACAAUACCAGUUUGACAAAACAAUGGUUUUAUUGGAAAAUGAUUCGUUUCUCACAGAGUUGACAAAGCUAUUCCAAAAAUCUAGACUGAAUGGAUCAGUGAGGAUGACAUUCAAGCGAUAUGAUGGCAAUGAUAAACCAAUUCCGAGAGAGGGUAAACCACCACUGCCAGAACCUAGUGAAUACAUGUGUCUAAUAAGAGCACAAUCUAGGUCUAAGAAAAUUGCAACUGUCAUUAACCAAAAGGACAUCAACAAAUUUCAAGUGGCCUACAGUAGUUUAUUAAAGGGAAAUUUGGAUGGACUUAAGAAAGUGAAGAAGAUCAAGACAAAAACAAAAGCUGAAUAAGAUUUGCAUGUCAGUCAACUUCAUAAUUAAUUAAUUUUUGUGUUUAAUUUCUACUGCUUGUUUUUCUUUACUUUAUUAUUACUUUUUUUUAAGUUAAGAGAAUAAAGAUGUUUAUUUUAUUUUUUCGAUCCUUGUUGUCUUCAAAUCAUUUUGACUGAGGGCAUGUCUUCUUCGAGUAGUGGACACAAAAGCCGCCACCUGAUGGGGACGAUCGCAUCAAAUCUGAUGCAGUCGUUUGCACAACCUACCAGCAUUUUGUUCGUUUUAAAACACUGGUCGCAGUUAAUGAUGCACAUGUCUAUGGCGAAUUCCAUUUCCGCCAACUCCGAUGAUGUUGGGUGACCGGUUGAGAAUGCGAAUAUCAUCAUUGACAAAACGGCUAUGAUGGCUUUCACUUCUGGAACAACACAUUAUAUUUUAGCAUCAA
Nicrophorus vespilloides is the source of this 887-nucleotide messenger RNA. RefSeq names its product signal recognition particle 14 kDa protein (gene Srp14). Gene Ontology annotation, molecular function: 7S RNA binding; endoplasmic reticulum signal sequence receptor activity. NCBI's taxonomy places the organism in Eukaryota, Metazoa, Arthropoda, Insecta, Coleoptera, Silphidae. The record is from RefSeq and is a predicted model, not a curated record. Gene Ontology annotation, cellular component: signal recognition particle, endoplasmic reticulum targeting. The transcript has 3 exons. The coding region runs from base 137 to 460 and encodes 107 amino acids. Gene Ontology annotation, biological process: SRP-dependent cotranslational protein targeting to membrane.